This is a messenger RNA of Branchiostoma floridae (Florida lancelet), 1923 nucleotides long. RefSeq lists its product as uncharacterized. The transcript has 2 exons. Bases 1 to 1923 code for a protein of 640 amino acids. The record is from RefSeq and is a predicted model, not a curated record. NCBI's taxonomy places the organism in Eukaryota, Metazoa, Chordata, Leptocardii, Amphioxiformes, Branchiostomatidae.
AUGUCCACCCGCGCCGACAGUGUGCUGGAUCUAAUCAUUACAAAUGUCCACAACCAAUAUCAGACACCGACUACCAUAGCACCCCUCGGAGCAAGUGAUCACAACUGUGUGAUUUGGAAACCCCAAAUCCAUCAAAACCACUGUGAGCCCUCCAGAACCAGGCACCGCCUGGUAACACAGGAGAGAAAGGACGCUCUAGGACUGUGCAUGGCGAUCACGGACUGGUCCAGUGUGUACAGCGCAAGCACAGUCGAGGACAAGGUCACCACCUUCUACGACAUCAUUCAAACCAUGCUCGACACCUGCAUACCUUUCAGGAGGAAGAAGACCAGAAACGUUGACAAGUACUGGAUGACCGACACAAUCAAAUCGGCACUUCAAAAAAGACAAGCAGUCUACCUGAAGUAUGGCAAAACAGAGCGCUGGAAGAAACUCCGGAACCAUGUACAGACUCUUAUCAGGAAGCAAAAACGAUUUUACUACAACAGGUGCAUUGGAUCGCUGAAAAAGCAAAAUCCCCGGGACUGGUGGAAUUUUGUAAACAACGAACUAGGCCGCACUCAGAGAUCAAAACGAAAGGUCACUCUCACCAACAUCCCAGAGAAACAAGUAGCAGAUCACCUAAACAACUUCUUCGGGGAGGCGAUGUCAGUCAGCAACACCUUUGCUCUGUUCCCACUCCCACCCACUGAUGACUCCUACGAUCUCUGCAGCAUUGGCCAAGUAAAGACAUUGUUAAAAAAUCUAAACCCAAGGCAAGCCUGUGGUCCCGAUGGUGUACCAAACUGGGUUCUGAGCCAGUUCUGUGAGGACCUCAGUCCGGUCAUCUGUCAUCUGAUGAACACAUCCUACAACACGGGCAUCAUGCCGUCUGCGUGGAAAACUGCAAACAUCUGUCCCGUACCCAAAACAACACACCCUACGUGCAAGAAGGACUGGAGGCCGAUCUCUCUGAUCUCUACACUGGGAAAGGUGCAGGAACGUCUCGUGCUAAACAAACUCUUCCCCAUAAUGAAACCAUGGAUCAAGGAUCAGAAACAGCGUGUCGCCGCCAACGGUGAAUUCAGCAGCUGGCACGACGUCACUUCUGGUGUACCCCAGGGGGGAGUCUUGUCACCUUACCUAUUCCUGGUGUAUAUGUCCUCUCGAACUGUCAAACACGAAACGACCACCAACAUCGGUUAUGCUGAUGACAUUGGAUUGUCUCGUUGCAUCCCCUGUAUCACUGCUGAAUCCGACACCACCAUGCAGGAAGAGGCUACCCACCUGGACUCAUGGGCAACACAAAACAACAUGACCAUGAAUGGCGACAAAUCGUACGAGCUUAGGAUAUGUUUCGCCAGAAUACCACCUGACCUCCCUCCACUUACUCUAGGAGGAAAGGAGGUAACAGUCGUUACAUGUGCUCCCUACCUCGGUUUCAAGAUCAGUUCCAACCUUAAGUAUGACAGCCACAUUUCUCACGUGACGGGAAAAGGCUCUCAACGCUUGCACUUCCUACGUCUUCUUGCCAAAGGUGGUAUGCCUGCUGAGGAUUUAACAACAGUGUACACAACCCUCAUCAGACCGGUACUGGAAUAUGCAAACGUUGUGUACGUUGGGUGCACCAUCUCACAGUCAAACACCCUCGAGGCAGUACAGAAAAGAGCCAUGAGGAUCAUUCACCGAAACAGUGAUGCCUCCUGCACGACUACCCUCCUGCCAACUCUCCGGUCCAGGCGUGAAGAAGCAGCAGUGACACUUCUAAACCAGAUGCGCGCCAGUGACCAUCCGCUACACUACAUGGUUACGGGGAACAGGCAACAGCAGACUGGACGCACACUAAGGAACUGCAACCAGCUCACACUACCGGCGUGUCGCACUGAGCGACUUAGAAAGUCGUUUUUGUAUCAGGCAACAUCUCUGUAUAACAAGACUUUGUAG